This is a messenger RNA of Brassica napus (rape), 2156 nucleotides long. RefSeq names its product protein SMAX1-LIKE 3-like. The record is from RefSeq and is a predicted model, not a curated record. The transcript has 3 exons. NCBI's taxonomy places the organism in Eukaryota, Viridiplantae, Streptophyta, Magnoliopsida, Brassicales, Brassicaceae. The coding region runs from base 472 to 1995 and encodes 507 amino acids.
AUUAGUUGGUGUAAGGUGAUGUAUAAUUGGAGGUGUUAUCUUUGAAUAUAUAUAUAUGUAAAUGAUAUGCAUCUUUAAUUAGGUCUUUUAAAUAUAGAAAACAAAUGAUAAACUUUGCAUAAAAGAGAGGUACCCACUUAUCAAGCAGUACCCAUGAUACAUUUUUAAAAUGUAUAUGUGAAAUUUGAGAUAGAAAAACACUAUUAGGGGGGAAAGCUGAAUUGCCUUUGGCUUUUGAUACUGAUUUGUCACCACAUGCAUUCCACUUUGCACUACAAAAACCCACUUUGGACCCUUAAAUUCUUGCCUCUACUACAAGAAAAGCAUACACAUUCCUCAUACUCCCCAUAUAAUUUCACCACUCACUUCCUUCCAUAGACUUACACAAACAUCUUUUGGUAAGCUCCUUUGAUUUUUUUUUUUUGUUAUCCAAAGAAAAAAAAUAUCAAGACAAGACUGUGUAUAUUGAGUAUGAGAAGUGGAGGUUGUAGUGUCCAGCAAUCCCUCACGCAUGAAGCUGCAAACAUGGUGAAACAAGCCAUGGCCUUGGCUAGACGGCGAGGGCAUGCUCAGGUCACGCCUCUCCAUGUGGCUAGCACCAUGCUCUCUGCUUCCACAGGUUUACUCAGAACAGCUUGCCUCCAAUCCAACACUCAUCCUCUUCAGUGCAGAGCACUUGAGCUCUGUUUCAACGUCUCUCUCAACCGCCUCCCAACUUCCACAGGGAGUCCUAUGUUGGUCCCUUGUAUAUCUAACGCUCUGGUGGCAGCUUUCAAGCGUGCACAGGCUCACCUGCGGCGUGGCUCCCUCGAGAACCAGCAACAACCAAUCUUAGCCGUCAAGAUUGACCCUGAGCAGCUUGUAAUCUCCAUUCUUGAUGAUCCUGGUGUCAGCAGAGUGAUGAGAGAGGCUGGUUUCUCAAGUCCUCACGUGAAGAGCAAGGUGGAGCAAUCUGUGUCUUUGAUGUUCUCCUCCAAGAAACCUAAACUAACUUCCGCAGUAAGGAACAAAGAUAUCAUAAACGGUGUAGACAAUCGGGUGGCUGAGAGGAGGGAGACCUUCAGUGAGAUCGAAAACGGGACCGUUCUAGAAUGCUCAAUGAAGACAAGCAGUAGAGUGACCACUGCUCUCCCAGCGUGGCUUCAGAAGUACAAGAACGAGAACCAAAGUAACAGAACUGAUUUAGAUAACUCAAUCUCUGAUUCAGUAUACAUAAGACCAUCUGAGAAAACUCUAGACCUUUCUUCUCUGUCUCCUUCCUCUUCUUCCAAUACUUACGCUCAUACAAGAGAGGUGGAGUAUCCCUCCAGGUUUAAUGAGUUGAAUGAUGAAAACCUAAGAACUCUAUGCGAUGCCUUGAUAAGCAAGGCACAAAGCCAGAAGGAUGUGAUCCCUGCUAUCGCAAAAGCUAUCUUAAGUUGUAGGUCAAGAUCAGCACCUAGGAAGCUAAGCAACGGGAACCGAAAAGAAGAAACAUGGUUACUUUUCCAAGGUGUGGAUGUUGAGGCCAAAGAGAAGAUAGGUAGAGAGUUGGCAGAGCUUGUGUUUGGGUCUCAGAACAGUUUUGUCUCAAUUAACUUGAGAGACAAGAAAAGGAGGAGAGAUGAAGAUAGCUUGAGCUACACUCAGAGAUUGUUCGAAGCCGUGUCUUGUGAUCCACACAGAGUGUUCUUCGUAGAAGAUAUAGGUGAAGCUGACUAUUUAUGUCAGAUGGGUUUCAAGAGGGCCAUUGAGAGAGGAAGAGUCCAAAGUGAAAAUGGUGAAGAAGCUUUGCUUAGAGACGCCAUAGUGAUCUUGUGCUGUGAAAGAUUUAUCUCGAGAUCAAGAAGUUGUUCACCUCCAGAAGAAGAGAGAAAGAUGAGGAGUUCUUGUAUAUCUCUCGAUCUAAACCUCUCUCUCCAUCAUGAUGGUGAUGAUGAUGGACAUUGCAGUGAUCAUAUUGGAUUACUUGACGCUGUAGAUGCACACAUUAUUUUCAGCAACUCGGCAACAUGAUCAUUUAUAGACAUGAUCUUGCUACAUAUGGUCAGGGUCAUGUGUUACUACUUCUCCUUGGGACAUUUUUCUGGCUCAAUCGUGUAGUUAGGAUGCUUAGGAACUUUGUAGAGGGGGUAUGUUAACAAAGUUAAUCCAAAUCAUAAUUUAAUUUCUCUUUA